Messenger RNA from Gadus morhua (Atlantic cod), 3682 nucleotides. RefSeq names its product family with sequence similarity 222 member Aa (gene fam222aa). The record is from RefSeq and is a predicted model, not a curated record. Bases 334 to 2040 code for a protein of 568 amino acids. NCBI's taxonomy places the organism in Eukaryota, Metazoa, Chordata, Actinopteri, Gadiformes, Gadidae. The transcript is spliced from 3 exons.
GGUGCGGUGGACUCAUCAUUUCUACUCCGACAUCACGGUCGCCUAGCUUAGUUGGAUGCAAGGAAGGAGAUGGAAGCUAUUUUAAACAAAACCUAGUCGUUAAAAGCAACAUAUACCUGGGUAUGACAUAGAAGCAAUCUACAUGGAGUUAACCUCGCCAAUGGAUAUUCCGCUUGAAUUUUCCCUCACGUAUCAGGAUAUUUGUGGCGAGAUUGCUUUUGCGGAGGAAAAACGCCUUCCGACCAAGAGAAUAACCAAUCAGUCGCUUCGAACCAAAGAUAAACAAGCCUUAUGAUAAGAUAAAACUCAGGUUCUCCGACGCAGCGAGACACCAUGUUGGCCUGCAUCCCCCGCCACCAGAACUUCUCCUCCCAGCACCUGGUAUGCACCACCAGGGUCCUGGAGGUGGUGCCCCCGCUGGCCCUCGCCAUGCCAACGUCACAGCCCUACACUCACAAAGGGGUCUCCGUCUCCACGGCGACCCGUUACCCCACCCCGGCCGAGCUUGACGCCUUCGCCCAGAAGACGGCCAGCAGCCCGCUGUCCAUCACCAUCUUCCCCAACAACGUGCGGGUGCCCCAGCACAAGCAGCUCAACCGCACCGUCAACGGCCUGGACACCACGGGCCAGCGCUUCAGCCCCUACUCCCACCCCCCCUCGCUGGGGUCCCGCGGCCUCCUGGCCGUCGUCAAGGGCUCCGCCAUCUUGGUCAAGGCAGUGGUGAAAAACUCAGACGGCAGGAGGACUAAACACGCCCCUCCACCUCAGACGCCGCCGUUCGGCGGCCCCCCGGACGGCGGCGGCGGCGUCUGCUACGCCCCCGACGGACAGCCGCACAAGGCCUACUGCCACGGCGGCGCCGGCACAUCCCGGGUCUUGGCGCCCGACGGCCCGUCCUCCGGCACCGCGGCGGCGACCGCCAGAGGCCAGGCCCCGCCCCCUCCUCACGACCGGUCCCGGCUGAGCGAGGUGAGCGGCGCCCUGAUGCGGCGCGUGAAUGUCGCCGCCGCCGCCGCCGCCGGCCAGGCGCCCCCGCCGUGGGGGGGCGGGGCCCGGGUCAGCCCGUCCCACCAGGCGGUGGCGGCGGUGGCCCGCUCCGACUCCGGCUUCGUGCUGGGGGUGGUGGCCCCGCCCCAGAGCGGCCUGGCCUUCUCCGGAGCCGUGCUGCCCACCCAGAGCGCGGACAUGGCCAAGGGCGGGUACCUGGAGGGCGGGGACUACGGCGCCUGGCAGCACAAACACCCAAACCACCACCACCACCACCACCACCACCACCACCAACAACAACAACAACAACAACAACAACAACAACAACAACAACAUCAUCACUUACAGCAGCAGUACCAGCAGGGGUCCUUGAGGAUGUUCAGCAGUACUCCGGGCGGCCGGGGAGCAGAGAGCAUGGUGGUGGGCCAGUCCCCGCAGUCCUCCCUCCCGCCGGGCUGCUCCGCCCGGCCUCCCUGCGGGCCCCACCCGCUCAGCGCGGGCACCGGAGGGGCGGCGCCGGAGCAGAUCAGCUCCUGCGCCGCCGACUUCUCUCUGGGGCCUCGGUACCACGCCCCGUCCUGGGACGGCCUGUCGGCGGCCGCGCCCCUCACCGACUGUUACGCUCAGGAGCUGGCCCUGCCGAGGGACACGGGUCACCCCCGCCCACACAACUGCCUCGAUCCCCACCCCCACCACCACCCCUCCCAUCGUCCACACCCGCCCCAGUGUCAUCCGUCAACGACCGCCCAGCAGGCCUACAGUGCGGAGCAGGGGGUGUGCUGUGGCGGCGGCAUGGGGCCCCACGGUGGGGGCCCGGGCUUGGGCCCCGGCCUGUGCCACGCCUCGGUGCUCAGCAGUAGCCUGCAGUCGCUGGAGUGCCUGAUCAGCGAGAUCCACCCGCCCUGCAUCAAGGAGCGCAUGCUGGGCCGCGGCUACGAGGCCCUGGGGCUGGCCAGACUACUGGAGCAACACCACCAUCCCCACCUCCACCCCCACCUCCACCCACACCACCAACUCCCCCACCCCAACAUCCAGCUCCCUGUCUACAGGUGAAGAGAAAAUCAAGCAAACCUGAAAAAGGUUCACAGACAUACAGACACACACACACACACACACACACACACACACACACACACACACACACACACACACACACACACACACACACACACACACACACACACACACACACACACACACACACACACCUCUGUGUGUGGGUGGAGAAGUCCCUUGUGUUGACAGCAGUGCAUCGGUUCAAACAAGAAGAUGAUAUACGAGACAUGCCUUCUUUUAGUCAGUGCAUGCAUUUGUAGAAAGGUUAACAAGUUCAGCCAGAAGGGACUGCAUUAAUAUGUUUAACACUCAUAUUUUUUCUUCAACUCAUCACACAAUACCAAUGCCGUGCAUCAUGUUAUGAUCAGUCAUUACUUUGGGAUUUGCAGGCCAUUUUUGACGAUCUGUUGUAACAACAUGUUUCGUUCUGGACAAACAAGACACCCCGUGUGUUGGGUCAGAGUCAGCAUCCAUUACGUCACUACGUUCAACGUUCUCCAACUUGCAGAAGUGUAAGCGGUAACGUGGCUCUUGUAAAACAAUGAUAUGGAUACAUUGAAAUAGUUCACAUACAUGUGAAUAUAUCGUGUAUUUUCUACAUCCCAUAUUUUGCUGCUGUUCAUUGGGGACACGUUUUUAAUUGUUUUGCUGCUUUAUUGUUGUGUAACCAUUUAUUUACUUUAAUGAUUGUUGAUUCCUGUGCUGCCGAGCGUUGGCUGUUCCCCCGAUCGCAUAGGCUAGUUUUACUGUGUGUGUGUGGCUGUGUGUGUGUGUGUGUGUGUGUGUGUGUGUGUGUGUGUGUGUGUGUGUGUGUGUGUGUGUGUGUGUGUGUGUGUGUGUGUGUGUGUGUGUGUGUGUGUGUGUGUGUGUGUGUGUCUGUGUUUCACUUGCUGCUGUCUCGGUUGAAGUUGCAUUUAAAUUAUUUUGUGGAAAUGUGAAUAACCCUGGUGUGUGUACUCUGAGUAACGUCAUGUCAUUUCUGUAGCCAAUUGGACUUGAUGAAACAGUGUGUGUGUUGGGGGGGGGGGGGGGGGGUCUAUAUUAAAUCAAUACAAGCAUUCCACUGUUUCAAUAAUGUCAUAUUCAAAUCAAGACUGGUACAUAGGAUCUGGUGGAUGUGCCAUUCGUUGCGUUUCAGGGCCACGUUUAAGACCCAAGGCCUGGCUGUUCAGUAUGUCAAAGAGUAUUUUAUAUUUCUUUCUUUUUUUGUUAUUAUUAUUAUUAUGAGUAGUGGUAGUAAAUUAAUGUGACUGGAAAGUGGAAAGCACUGUUAUAAACAACACAACCGGGUCUGCUAGAGAUUUACACUGGAGAAAACACAGACCAUCUCAAUCAUUCAUAGAGAACCUCUUGGUAGGGCUAUAUACUGUUGGUGAUGGUGUGAGUCGUAUGACUGUGUGUGUGUGCGUCUCUGUCCGUCUGUACUGGCUACAUUAGUACUAUUUAUUUUCAACAGCCAGUUACAUGACAAACUGUCUUCAUGAUUAUAAAGUGCAAUUAUAAUAUAUCAACAUGUGAACCCUCUACAUAGGAGUAUGUUGUUGAAAUGAACUACGUUUGCAAUGUAAGACCCUAAUCUCUUACCCAGUUUGCCUAUUCUUGAAUAAGAUUGUCAAAUAAAUCAAUUUUUAUAAACAUG